UACUGUAUUCUAGGUACUACAGUUUCAUAGUGCACUGUUCUUCUAUCUAAGUUUUUUUUUAUCAUACAUAUAAAAACAGACCUCGUCCUCACAUUUUAAUUCUCUUUGCAUAAUGGUCCUCUUGCAGGAUUUAUUUUCUACAGUGCCAGGGCUUGGACUGUAGAGAUGCCAAGCAAUAUCAAAGGGAUGAAAGGUUCCUGCCUUGUCAUCCCUUGCAGAUAUGAUUACUAUCGUUAUCCACCCCGGAGACCAGACCGUGUGGUUUGGUACCAGUAUGUGAGCAGAGGAUAUCCUUUGGUCUAUGACAACUGGUAUUCAUAUGAUGUCAUUCAGAUAUUUCGAGACAAAACAAGCAGAUAUACAUCUACAUAUAGCAAAGACUGCAGUCUCCAAAUCAACCCAUUGGAUUGGUCUCACCACAGACAGAAAAUCUACCCCUGGGUAGAUCCAGAAAAUGUUGGGAGUAGUACCUACCGAUUCUUUGAUACAACCGUAACAAUUGAAGUAGUGGACAGGGCAGAGAAGCCAGAUAUUGUGAUCUUUGGAGAAAUGAAGAUGGGAAAGUCUGUGACUGUGCAAUGCACUGUUUAUCACACCUGUCCAUCAUAUCCGCCAAACCUGAGUGUCAACAUCCCAGGACACCACCGUCUUACUCCCAGUUCCCUGUCUGAUGGCACAUCCAAGAUCACCUUGACAGCCACUAUGAACAUAGAGAGUGAUCAGCAAACUGUGGAGUGCCUUGUUCGACACACUGGUGGUCUCACUGCAAAGUCAUCUAAAACCUUAAAUGCUGAGUGCAUACCCGGAACUGACCACUUCAUGGACACUCUGGUAUCUGAUGAGAUUUGGGAGAGGAAAGUGGAGCGAACUUGGACUGUAACAGAGGAUAACCAGGAUGUGACGUGUAGUGUUAAGUACCAAGGUGGUCAGACAGCCACAAAUGAGCUCAAGCUCAAUGUCGAAUGUCCAUUUGAAGAUAUCAGGAUGGAUGAGUGGCAAGGCGAGGCAACAGAGGAUGUGGCAAAAAGUGUGAUUUGCUCUGUGUCCUACAAGUGCAAGAAAAAUACACCAGUCAUCGUGUGGAAUUACGAAAACAUGCAGAAUUCACCAAAUUCUAAAAGAAUCUCCAGCAACACCUUUAAAACUGUGUCGAAUCUAACCUUCAUUGGCUCUCUAGAGGAUGACGGUAAAUCUUUGACCUGCACUGCUCGGUUUAUGACUGGGGAGACCUCAGCCUCUGCAAUCCUUCAUAUAAAAAAAUAUGUGGAAGAAACGGAUCCACAUGAAAAAAACUUGCUAAGCAAUCUGGCUGCUACCGUCCCUUCCAGAUUCAAGGCCCUUACACGCUCCUGUGUGGUGAUUCCCUGCAGCUUCCAGCACCACGACGAUCUGCCUAUGACACGUGGGAUCUGGUCCAAAAAAGCUGGGGGUGUUGUCUAUCAUAAUGGCCGGAGUAAUGUGCUUGACCAUUUCAAGGAUCGCACCAGAAUAUUAGGAGACUUGAGCGAGGGAAAUUGCACACUUGAGAUUGAUGACAUCAAGCCCUUUGACAAUGGGCCCUUCUGUUUCCAUGCAGAGAGACAAAACGACAAAUACAAAUUCAGCAACAGCUGUGUUUUUAUUAUUAUGAAAGCUUCCCCAGAAAAGCCAGUGAUAACCCCAGUCCCAGCAGAAGUCGAUGCUGGCUCAACAGUCUCUGUCUCGUGUUCUGUGACGCACACGUGUCCCUCACAUCCUCCAGUGUUUUCAUGGAGUGUCCCUCACUUCACCAGUAAGAUCACACACACUGAGACAACACAAGGCAUCUGGGAGACAACUUCCACCAUCACUUUCAUGGCUGCUGGAGGAGACGGAGUCCAAAGCCUAAACUGUACUGCCACUUCCUGGCGCGGCAAGCAACAAGCCAGCACAGUCAAACUGAACGUGAAGGGAUCCCUGACGUACCAGUUGAAAAGAACUCUCCAAGUAGUUAUCCCAGUCUCAAUUCUAGUUUUGAUUAUAAUCACCUUAGCUGCAGUGUUUGGAGUGGUCAUCUAUAGGAAAAGGAGGCAUACUAAUGACUCUCUAACACCACCACCUCGGCCUGAGAAAAGGAGAUCGCUAUGGGGUAGAUUAUCCAGGAGGUCCAUUUGGAGCAGAUUUUCCCGUAGAGUGGAUGAUGAUCACGUUGGUUGGCACGCUGAGAGAAAACCCAGAAACAACAUCACCACUAAAAAUUGUGACACUCCAAUCGCUAAGCAACGUUUUCCAUCCCCAAAGAAUAAUCGGAGACCUCCUCGCCCCGUCAAGCCUGAAGAUAACUGUGCAGUGGAUUACAAUGUGUAUGGCAAUAUUUGAGUUCUUCAUGAUACCUUCUGCUCCACGACAAUGAUGUUGUUAUUAUUUUACAUUUAUAUAUACACAGUACACAGUGGUAUGUGUGUGUGUGUGUGUGUGUGUGUGUGUGUGUGUGUGUGUGUGUGUGUGUGUGUGUGUGUGUGUGUGUGUGUGUGUG
Scomber scombrus (Atlantic mackerel) is the source of this 2494-nucleotide messenger RNA. RefSeq lists its product as uncharacterized. The transcript is spliced from 15 exons. The record is from RefSeq and is a predicted model, not a curated record. Lineage: Eukaryota; Metazoa; Chordata; Actinopteri; Scombriformes; Scombridae. Bases 166 to 2337 code for a protein of 723 amino acids.